UCACACAGAAUGGAGGCCUCUGCCUCCGCUGUGUUCUGCAGCAGGAUGUUGAGUAUGGUGAACCGUGAGGAUGUUAAUGCUAUUGUACAGGCACAAAGACACAUGCUGGACCGUUUUGAGAAGACAAAUGAGAUGUUACUGAACUUCAAUAAUCUGUCGAAUGUGAGGCUAAACCAGAUGACAGAACGAUACCAGCAUCAUACCAGGGCACUUGUGGACAUGAAGAAGGAUCUUGACAAUAUCUUUCGGCGAAUAAGGAUUCUGAAGGACAAGCUUGCAAAACAGCAUCCAGAAGCAUUCAGCAGUACCUACAAUUCCCUGGUUGCAGAUGAUGACGAGGAUUUUGAUUCAAUCCCAAAGGGUUCGCUGCCACUGUCCUCCACUUUGGAGUUGAGUUCUGACUCCAGUAAUACCAGCCCAACUUUACUGUCUACUGGAGCAAGUGGGGAUUCGGAAGAUGCAUCACGGGGACUUGCAGAUGCCCUGCCGAUUCAGGGACAGAUUGAUGGGCAUGAGCAGCCUGUCAGAGAAGAUGGGGAAGAAUAAUCUUCAAACUGCACCUGGAUAAUAUGUCCCCUCAGAGUGGGAGGGUGAAAGCAGCCUGAGACCAGGCCCAAGGAGCUGGACAGGCUCUCUUUGAUGAAACCUCUUACCUGUUGCUGUUAGAGCAGACACUGAGGCUAAUGCCUAAGGAAACAUGAACUGUCUUCAAACAUUUCCUGUUUUUUUUUGUUUUUUUAUUGCAGUGUGGAUUACUCUUUCCCACUAUAUUCGGUGAACCCCACUCACGGUGUGAUCCUAGGGGAUUAAUGGUGAAACACACUGUGACAUGUUCACUCUGUUACUGUAGGAUUUGCACAAUUUGGAUUAAUGUUAAAAUGUAAAAUGUGAGAAAAUAAAACGUCGACAUCA
Messenger RNA from Chiloscyllium plagiosum (whitespotted bambooshark), 912 nucleotides. The record is from RefSeq and is a predicted model, not a curated record. NCBI's taxonomy places the organism in Eukaryota, Metazoa, Chordata, Chondrichthyes, Orectolobiformes, Hemiscylliidae.